AGCACAUAUCCCGCUCGUCACCCAAUAUACCACCAUCCCCUUGCUUGACGUUUUCCUCCGUAGCACCGUUAUCUUCUUCUGGCCUGUGACUCGCGGAGUCGACCCGCCAGGAAUUUCAGCCUACGGAUGUGCCUUUGCGGGCGGGAUGGCAGCGGUAUGGGUUCUUUGGACCCUCGAAAACGCCCGACGAUAUAGCCCAGUCUCGGCACUUGUGCGGUAGGACCACUUUCCAGGGUCUCGCUCUCCAGGUCGCCGGACCAGGGGUCAUAAUGCCACUUCUGCUGGGCUGGGACCUCCUCCACUGCCCCCUUCGCGCUGCAAGGGGGCAGCACCUGGCAAUGCUUAACCAUUUGCCAGCAGCGCUGCUCUUGGGCUUUCUUGCGCCAAUUCUGGGCGCCACUUUUCUCUGUCCAACCGUGAUUUCAUUCGACCAGUGCCAGAUGCUGAUCGCUUUUUGGCAGGGCUGGCCGAUAUGGACGACCGUCCUCACACUGACGUUGUUCUCUAUCCGCAAGCCAGCGACCAUACAGAGCCCCGGGGGAAAGAAGCAGGCGACAUCCCGUGACGCGGGCCAGGCUCUCCAUGCGUUUGCCUUUGCAUGCGCAGCCACCAGCCAUUGGAUCCUGUGCAUAUCGUCGCUUGUCCACCUCGCGAGCGCCGGCAGUUCCCCUUCCUUAGUGAAUCUCAUUCUCCCCCGCCUCCCAUGGUCUCACCCAAAACCGUCGUCAGUCGGCGAGGGCGUGUUGUGGUUCCUUCAGUGGGACUACUCUAUCGCAGCGGUGGCCGCCCUGAUCUGGUCGGUGACGCUUUGGCUACGGGCUGCUCCACAUGCUUCAGUGCGUGGGAGCGCAAGAAGGCUCGUUCUCCAGCUAGCAAGCUGGUCCCUCGUCAGUGGGCCCUGUGGAGCAGCUGUUGUGUUGAUGUGGAAACGAAACCGUCUCCUCUCCCGCUAGACCUGCGAGACCCUGAUG
This is a messenger RNA of Aspergillus candidus, 971 nucleotides long. RefSeq lists its product as uncharacterized. NCBI's taxonomy places the organism in Eukaryota, Fungi, Ascomycota, Eurotiomycetes, Eurotiales, Aspergillaceae. The transcript has 2 exons. The coding region runs from base 270 to 953 and encodes 227 amino acids. The record is from RefSeq and is a predicted model, not a curated record.